AUGGCUACUCCACACAUCCCAAAGACCCAAAAAGGUGUUAUCUUCUACGAGAACAACGGUCCUCUACAAUACAAGGACAUCGAUGUGCCAACCCCAAAGUCCACUGAGCUUUUGAUCAACAUCAAGUACUCUGGUGUCUGCCACACUGACUUGCACGCCUGGAAGGGUGACUGGCCUCUAGGCGUUAAGUUGCCUUUGGUCGGUGGUCACGAAGGUGCCGGUGUCGUUGUCGCCAUGGGUGAGAACGUCAAGGGCUGGAAGGUCGGUGACUUGGCCGGUGUCAAGUGGUUGAACGGCUCGUGCAUGUCGUGCGAAUCGUGCGAACUUGGUAACGAGUCCAACUGUCCAGAAGCCGAUCUUUCUGGUUACACCCACGAUGGUACUUUCCAACAAUACUGUACCGCCGAUGCCGUCCAAGCUGCCAAAAUCCCAGCUGGCACUGACUUGGCCGAAGUUGCCCCAGUCUUGUGUGCUGGUAUCACUGUCUACAAGGCUUUGAAAUCCGCUCACUUGGAAGCCGGCCAAUGGGUCGCCAUCUCCGGUGCCUGUGGUGGUCUCGGAUCCUUGUGUAUCCAAUACGCCAAGGCCAUGGGUUUCCGUGUCGUUGGUAUUGACGGUGGUGAAGGUAAGGAAGAACUAUUCAGACAAUUGGGUGGUGAGACUUUCAUCGAUUUCCGUACCUCCAAGGACGUUGUUGCCGAUGUCAUCAAGGCUACCAACGGUGGUGCCCACGGUGUCAUCAACGUUUCCGUCUCCGAGGCUGCUAUCGAGUCUUCUACCAACUACGUUAGAUCCAACGGUACUGUUGUGCUAGUCGGUCUACCAGGUGGUGCCAAGUGUAAGUCUGACGUUUUCAACCAAGUUGUCAAGUCUAUCUCCAUUGUCGGUUCUUACGUUGGUAACAGAGCUGACACCAGAGAAGCUUUGGACUUCUUCGCUCGUGGUAUGGUCAAAUCUCCAAUCAAGGUUGUUGGCUUGUCUACUCUACCAGAAGUCUUCGAGAAGAUGGAAAAGGGCCAAAUCGUUGGUAGAUACGUCGUCGACACUGCCAAAUAA
This is a messenger RNA of Lachancea nothofagi CBS 11611, 1056 nucleotides long. The record is from the annotation of a GenBank genome assembly. NCBI's taxonomy places the organism in Eukaryota, Fungi, Ascomycota, Saccharomycetes, Saccharomycetales, Saccharomycetaceae.